Pyricularia pennisetigena is the source of this 2382-nucleotide messenger RNA. RefSeq lists its product as uncharacterized. The transcript is spliced from 7 exons. Gene Ontology annotation, cellular component: anaphase-promoting complex; nuclear periphery. Gene Ontology annotation, molecular function: protein binding. Gene Ontology annotation, biological process: protein K11-linked ubiquitination; anaphase-promoting complex-dependent catabolic process; positive regulation of mitotic metaphase/anaphase transition. The record is from RefSeq and is a predicted model, not a curated record. Lineage: Eukaryota; Fungi; Ascomycota; Sordariomycetes; Magnaporthales; Pyriculariaceae. The coding region runs from base 1 to 2382 and encodes 793 amino acids.
AUGGGCUCUAAACCACAAAAAUUCUACCAGCUGCCACUUUACAGUGCAAGCAGCCUUCCAGCCCCAGUCUUACCAGAAAGACUUGCAUGUUCGCCAACCCUCGAUCUACUUGCUACAAUUGACCAGGAUAAUGCGCUCUUCAUUCGCCGAGCCAAUGGCGAACAGGUCUCCAAGCCUGCAAAAAGGCCAGGAGAAGAGGUUCUGGCCUUGAGAUGGAAGCCCGACGGCCAGUAUGUUGCCGCGGCAUGGAGUGAUGGCACUGUCCGGCUGAUGGGCAUCGAGUCCACCAAGACCCUCCACCAAAUACCUCGCCAUGGCGAUACCCAGGCGAAGGUCGAGUACUUGGGUUGGUCCCGGAAUUGGACUGGAAAAGCUCACUUACGCUCUCGCAAGAACCAAUCUGGUGCUACAGGAUUGGAUGGAAUGCUUGCGGGAGCUUUCGAUGAUCUUAGCCUGGAUGAGCAGAAGGACGUUGUGGACUUCCCCCGCGAGAUCACUUUCUUGGAGAUCGAGACAUCUUUACCAAAGAUCAGUCCACUUCCGGUAUCUGGCGGUACAGGUGAUGACACAUUUGUAUUUUCAUCCAGAGCCUCUUUGGAGUUCGUAUUCCGCGAGUUCAAGCCUGAAGAUGCAGAUCAGGUCGACGUCAUGAUCAUUGGUAUGGUUGAUGGAACCAUGCGGCUCACCAUCUACGACACCUUUGACGUAGGCGUCUUCAAGUACUCCGUCCCCAUAGGGUGCAAACCAUGGGCCACCACCAACACGCCCCCCCUUCGGCUUCUUUGUCAUGCUGCGCACCCAGCUGUGUCUACUCACUCGCUCCUCCUAAGUGAACAAGGUAAUACAGCUGUUGAUUCAGUUUAUCUUGUUCCAAUGGAUCUGCAUUUUGUCUACUCGUCGCCGAUCAAUCUCUCCCUGCUUGCCUCCAAGGUGACUAUAUUGCAAAAGUUACUGCGAUAUGUUCACCAGGCACAGGCGCAUAUGACUUCCGAGUGGGUUUCGACACGAGAGCUACCUUCAAGAUUCCUGGCAAAUGUACAAGAGGAUCUAAGGGAGGCUCCCGAAGGCCCAGUCGAUGUCAUACAGGCCCUGUACCAUACAGUCCUGACUGGACACGCCAAUCCGAUUCUAAAAGAGUGGUUGGUCGACAGCGUUGCCGAGCGUGGUCACAAACGGUGGGACAAGGCGGUGACAUCUGGUCUGGAGAACCUUCGUUCCUUAAUACAUGAGAAUAUGCUCCCCGCCCUCGAGCGCUGUGCCAUCAUUCUAGGCCGUCUUCUUGGAAUUGCCCGUUUCCACGAUGGUGGGAGGACCGAAAUUGGGUUUUCUGCGGCCAAGAUCACAAGAUUGAUUGAGAUUGUCUCGUGCUUGACGCUCGUGUGCCAUAAAGUACUCAACCAUGUCAUGGAUGAACUUGAGCUUUUCAGGAUCUUCUCUACAUGGCUACGCUUUCAAAUCGACAGAAUGGCAACAACGAGCAUGACGGACGAACUUUCAGAACGAGAGGCUACUAUGGACAAUGGCAAAGUCCUUCAGUACAUUUCACAGCACCUCACCAAAAGUCCUGCAGCCGUUUAUUUUGGCGGCAAGGACGAUGCCAACUUUCGACAUGAUGAAGAACGUAUAGACGACGGUGUACCACUGUUUGACCUGCUUGACACACAGAUUCGUCGGGCAGAGGACAACUUAUCGCACAUGCAAGCUUUCCCGAGGGUCGACUUUUUGGUAUUAUAUUUGAAGAACAAAGCGCAGAGUGUAUUCGAAGAUAUCGCCGAGGCUGAGAGGAGGAGUGUACGGUUCGGCACACCAACGUCACUAACCAUCGGCGGACCAAUUCGUAAGCACGAAAUGCAUGUUUGCCCACUUUAUCAGCAGAAUUCCGUUGAUGGACGGACGUACACCGCCAUGUCCUCUCAAGAGCGACAGAAUGAACUCCAUAUAUUCCGUACAAAGAUUAGCAUAAUCAACGGCAUCAGCAGCACAGUCACCACAGACGUGUACUCCGUAGCCUUGACCGGGGGAAGGGUGGUAGACUUUGGCUUUUUAAACGCAGAUGUUCUUCUAGUGCUAUGGCAUCCUGAUGGGGCGGUGCCUUUCUUGUUCCAUGUUUCGCUCAAGUCGCCUGGAGGUGACGUCUAUGUCCCUUAUAAGGAAGGAACUGCACCCAUUGCUAAUGAAACGAGCAUUGAGCAGCUUAUUGGCGCCACAUCUAGGCUUGAAGUCUCUGAGCAGGCCCAGGGUGGCAAAUUCAUUCCGGUGUGGAUGGAGAUCAAGGCACCCAGCAAUGUCAGGGGCAAGGUGCCAGCCAGAAUUUGCCUACUCGGGCGGGACAGGAUUACUUAUAAGGUCUUUGCUCUACCAGACGAGUUCCACACGGUUUGA